Molecule: messenger RNA, 2780 nt
Organism: Phaethon lepturus (White-tailed tropicbird)
Lineage: Eukaryota; Metazoa; Chordata; Aves; Phaethontiformes; Phaethontidae
Gene: PKP4
Product: plakophilin 4
Exons: 15
Biological process (GO): cell-cell adhesion; cell-cell junction assembly
Cellular component (GO): nucleus; cytoplasm; adherens junction
Molecular function (GO): cadherin binding
Source: RefSeq, a predicted model, not a curated record
AUGCCAGCCCCUGAGCAGACCCCAAUGGUGGAGGAGGGGCUGCCGCAGACAACACAGGAAGCUUCCACAGGCCCGGGCAUGGAAUCAGAGACUACUGCCACUACCAUUUUAGCUUCUGUAAAGGAACAGGAGCUCCAAUUUCAAAGACUUACCAGAGAACUGGAAGUGGAAAGGCAAAUUGUGGCUAAUCAGCUAGAAAGAUGUAGGCUUGGAGCAGAAUCACCAAGUAUCGCCAGCACAAGCUCUACUGAGAAGUCAUUUCCUUGGAGAUCAUCAGAUCCUCCAACCACCAGUGUAAACAAACCCCGAGUUUCAGAGAGUGUUCAUACCAAUGCCUAUGACAUUAGGACAGAACCCGAACAAGGGAACCUCUACUCACCAGAACAGACAUCUCUCCAUGAAAGGUCUGUAGGUAACUCAAGAAGUUCAACACAAAUGAAUUCUUAUUCUGACAGUGGUUACCAGGAAGUAAGCAGUUUCCAUAACAGCCAAAACUUGAGCAAAUCAGAAACCAGACAGCAGCAUUCCCUUAUUGGAACCACAAAUAACCAUCUGGUGAGAAGCUCGCGAGCUGAAGGGCAGACAUCAGUCCAGCCUUCAGUAAAUAUUGCUACCAACCGAGUCAUGAGACGUGUCAGUUCAGUCCCAUCCAGAGCACAGUCUCCCUCUUACAUGGUCAGCACAGGUGUUUCCCCUUCAAGGGGGUCGCUGCGAACAUCUCUGGGUAGCGGGUAUGGUUCUCCAUCAGUUACUGAGCAAAGAUCCCUUACUUCUCAUGCAUAUUCAUCCACUACUCUGCCAGUACAGCGGGCAGCAUCCCCAUAUGCUGCGCAGAGACCUGCCUCCCCGACGGCUGUGCGGCGGAUCGGCUCGGUUACAUCCAGACAGGCAGCAAAUCCCAAUGGCGGGACUUCCCAGUACCAGACAUCGGUCAGAGUUGGCUCUCCUCUUGCCCUUAAUGACGUACAAACCCGAGUAGCUUCUCCGUCCCAGACUCAGCUGGGAUCUUCUUCCCCGAAGCGUUCUGGCAUGACUGCGGUUCCACAGCAUUUGGGAACAACGCUGCAAAGAACAAUGCAUGAUAUUGAACAAUAUGGACAGCAGUAUGAUAUAUACGAGAGAAUGGUCCCGCCACGUCCAGAUAGCCUUACAGGCCUCAGGAGUUCAUAUGCUAGUCAACACAGUCAACUAGGACAAGAAUUACGAUCAACUGUAUCUCCUGACUUGCACAUCACCCCUAUCUAUGAAGGCAGAACUUACUACAGUCCAGUGUACCGUAGUCCAAAUCAUGGAACAAUUGAGCUCCACCAGGGAUCCCAGUCAGCGUUGUAUCGAACAGGGUCAGGAGUCGGAAAUCUGCAAAGAUCAUCCAGUCAGCGUAGCACACUCACAUACCAAAGAAAUAAUUAUGCUCUGAACACAACAGCUACCUAUGCGGAACCCUACAGGUCAAUGCAGUAUCGACUGUCAGAGUCCAAUUAUAACAGGCUGCAGCACGCAACGCCCGCCGAUGAUGGGACCACGCGAUCUCCAUCGAUAGACAGCAUUCAGAAAGACCCCAGGGAGUUUGCUUGGCGAGAUCCAGAACUGCCUGAAGUCAUUCACAUGCUUCAACACCAGUUCCCAUCAGUUCAGGCGAAUGCAGCUGCCUACCUUCAGCACCUGUGCUUUGGCGACAACAAAGUAAAAACGGAGGUAUGUAGGCUAGGAGGAAUCAAGCACCUCGUUGAUCUCCUGGAUCACAGAGUCCUGGAAGUUCAGAAGAAUGCUUGCGGUGCACUGAGAAACCUUGUUUAUGGGAAAUCUACUGAUGAAAACAAAAUAGCAAUGAAGAACGUUGGUGGGAUACCUGCCCUUUUACGAUUGUUGAGAAAAUCUGUUGAUGCCGAAAUAAAAGAGCUUGUAACAGGGGUCCUCUGGAACUUGUCUUCAUGUGAUGCAGUAAAGAUGACAAUCAUUAGAGAUGCUCUGUCAACGCUAACAAACACUGUGAUAGUGCCACAUUCUGGAUGGAACAGUUCUUCCUUUGAUGAUGAUCAUAAAAUCAAAUUUCAGACUUCCCUAGUUCUGCGCAACACUACAGGAUGCCUGAGGAAUUUAAGCUCCGCAGGUGAGGAAGCCCGGAAGCAGAUGAGGUCUUGCGAAGGGCUGGUUGAUUCACUGCUAUAUGUGAUCCACACGUGUGUGAACACAUCGGAUUAUGACAGCAAGACCGUGGAAAACUGUGUGUGUACCUUGAGAAACCUUUCUUACCGUUUGGAACUGGAGGUACCUCAGGCACGUCUGCUAGGAAUCAAUGAAUUGGAUGACUUGUUAGGAAAAGAGUCACCUAGUAAAGAUUCAGAGCCAAGCUGCUGGGGGAAAAAAAAGAAGAAGAAAAAAAAAACUUCACAGGAGGAUCAGUGGGAUGGAGUUGGCCCUAUACCAGGAUUUUCCAAGUCUCCCAAAGGGGUGGAAAUGCUGUGGCACCCAUCGGUGGUAAAGCCAUACCUAACGCUUCUAGCAGAAAGCUCCAACCCAGCUACUCUAGAGGGCUCUGCAGGAUCUCUCCAGAAUCUUUCUGCGGGCAACUGGAAGUUUGCAGCAUACAUUCGAGCUGCUGUAAGAAAAGAAAAAGGACUACCAAUCCUUGUGGAGCUGCUGAGAAUGGAUAAUGAUAGAGUUGUUUCAUCUGUGGCAACAGCCUUAAGGAAUAUGGCAUUAGAUGUUCGUAAUAAGGAGCUUAUUGGUGAGUACAGACCUGUACUGAAGAAAGCACGAAUACCAACAUGUCAGACCUU